AUGAAAUUCUUUGUGAGUGUUAUCUUGGUUACUUUUGGAAUCUUGAUGGUUUCUGGUCGUCCCCAAGGAUUUGGCGAAGGCGGUUUGGAUGAAAAGAAGGACUAUCAUCACUAUCCAAAGUACAAAUAUGCCUACGGAGUGAAGGAUCCCCAUACGGGAGACAUGAAAGAAGCGUGGGAACAUCGCGAUGGAGACAAAGUUGUUGGCGAAUAUUCGUUGAUGGAGCCAGAUGGCACUCAUCGUGUCGUAAAAUAUCACGCCAAUGACAAGGAAGGCUUCAAUGCUGUCGUGGAAAUCAUCGGAAAGCCACAUCAUCACAAGGAAGAGCAACAAUUUGGUCAAUACAAGGAGGAACAAUUCCACGAAAAGCACCAUAAACCAGCAGAGAGCUACCAAAAAGUGCAACAUUUGUAA
This is a messenger RNA of Culicoides brevitarsis, 414 nucleotides long. Its product is annotated as cuticle protein 19-like. Gene Ontology annotation, cellular component: extracellular matrix. The transcript has a single exon. The coding region runs from base 1 to 414 and encodes 137 amino acids. Lineage: Eukaryota; Metazoa; Arthropoda; Insecta; Diptera; Ceratopogonidae. The record is from RefSeq and is a predicted model, not a curated record.